GGUCCCAAUCUACUUGAAUAUACUAUCGGGGAUCAGCUUCUUUCUUGUUUAACAAUUCCUCAUACAAUUUGCUGGCAUCAUUUGCCUGGUCACGUGAUUUUGGACGAAACCGUUGAAUUACUUGCCAUAGUACUAGUAUAUAGACUUUUACAUAGUAUUUCUCCUCAAGAGCUUUACGAAUUUGCUGGGG
Messenger RNA from Racocetra persica, 190 nucleotides. The record is from the annotation of a GenBank genome assembly. Lineage: Eukaryota; Fungi; Glomeromycota; Glomeromycetes; Diversisporales; Gigasporaceae.